Molecule: messenger RNA, 1140 nt
Organism: Micropterus salmoides (largemouth bass)
Lineage: Eukaryota; Metazoa; Chordata; Actinopteri; Centrarchiformes; Centrarchidae
Exons: 5
Coding region: 61-954 (297 amino acids)
Biological process (GO): generation of catalytic spliceosome for second transesterification step
Source: RefSeq, a predicted model, not a curated record
ACGUGUCACGUGAGAUUGUUUUGUUUGGGCCUCGGUCCUGCAGACUGGAGGGAAUUUGAAAUGGCAAGAAACGAGGAGAAGCAACAAGGGAGACUGAACAGACUGUGGCUUCAGAAAGAGAGAGAGGAGGGACGCCUCAAAGAUGUACAUGAGCGGAGACCCAAGCUGCUUUAUCUCUUUUCUUUUCAGUCUACUCUUAAUUCAGCUUCCUCUGUGAAGAAGUGGAUCCCCAGCAUCAAGAGUGAAAUAGAGUAUUAUUUGCAGCAAUCACAGCUGUCUCACUACCCAGAGAGGAAGAUAGCCGAGUUUCAGCUGCACAUUGAGUCUUUAGAAAAGGAGUACAAAAGCUUCAUUGCCAAACUACGAGUUCUUGAUCCCUCCUGCAAACAUAAGCCGUGGACUCCUCGUGCAUACUGCAAAAGGAGAGCAGACACACAAGACUCUUCAAGCAUCGUGAAAGUCCCUCGGCCCUGUGAGUCACAUGAUGGUUGCAGUCAGUGGGGUAGAGGUUUGAACGAGAGUGACUUGGCCUGCAAAUGGGCAGGAAGUCCUAAAACCUCUGAGGCUGUUUGUGCAGACCAGGACCAACCCCUCUCCUUUGACCACACAAGGCUGGCCGUGGUGGCUGCUGCUUUCAGAGGUUCGUCACUUCAGGGAGGUGCCUCUAAGACACAGAGCCUAGCCAGGGUGCUGCAGUCUGGCCUGCCAAACCUUGUGAACGCUUCAUUAAGGCAAACAUUUUCAGCCCAGAGCGGCGACACAGAGAAUGACGAUGGGGCAACGAUGGGAUCUGCUGUCAGGCAGAACAGUGACCUCCAAGAGAAUAUGUCUGAUUGGAAAGCAGCACAGAGGAUACCUGGGAAAUCAUCGCAAACUGUGACAACAGAGGAGAAGUCAGGUCAUGUCCUGGGACUAGACUGUUACUCUUCCUCCGAUGAGGAGUGUCACUCAUAGUAUUGUUUGAUCAUAACAUACAGUGGUUCACAUUUUUCCACAUUUUGAAUUGCAAUGACUUUUUUAUUAUGCAACCUCUUGUUGCUCUGUCAUAUGGACAAAAGUAAUACCACGAUAUUAUGACCUCAUCAUUAUGUUGAUGAGUGUUUUGCAUUUUGCAUUUCAGUAAAGCAAAACCUGUAAACA